UAAUAACUCAAGGCGCUUUCCAAAAAAGACAUAAAAAUUAAAUCUAGCAAAAUGUAUGAGUGCCAUAAAUAGUAAGAAAAAUUUAUUUAAAUUUUUUUAAUAUUAUCUAACAACACUAUUUGACCACAUAAAAAGAAGAAAAAGAGAAACAUGAUGAUGAAAAAAGUGUACAAUAUGUCUAAAACAUGCUACACAUAAUAGGCCAAAUAAGGAAGAACAUGAGUAUUAAUGUAAAAAUCCUCUUAACAUUUAGCAACCUUUUAACAAUUAUGCACAACACUUAGAUUAGAACAGACAUAUACACAGAAAAAAAGAGAAAGAAAUAAAACUAACAACAACACAAAAUACAAAAAAAGGAGAUACAUCAACCAAAGUUGCAUUUAAAUUUAGAGAUUUUUUUUUUAGAAAUACUAAAAAUAAAGCACCAUUAUACUAUUAAAAAAAACUUCUUAGUUGUAUUAUGCAAAUAAAUAUAAUAAAUACUGGUCCAACAAUGGCUGCAUCAGAGCCACCAGAACCACCACCGCGUAAUCCGGAACGUAUUAAUGCAACAUUACAUAAACUUGCUGAAUCUAAAAAUAUUAAAUCAUUAGAUUCAUCAGUGUUAAAUGAUAAAACAGUCAACAACAAUAAACCAUUGAAAACAAUUUUAUCACUGGACACAGCAACAUCAGCAGCAACUGUUGCCAGUGGCAAUACAGCAACCGGAAAACUAGUUACAACAGUAAAUAAUUUACCAUCACCAUCUGGUCCAGUUGGGACAAUAGCAGCAUCUGCUACAGGUUUAUAUUUUAAUAAACAACAACAACAACAGAAACUUCAGCAGCAACAACAAAAUGAUUUAACUCCCAGUGGUGGUGAGAGUACAACAUCACCGUUGAGUUCAAAUGGUAGCAAUCAUACGCUUACCUCACCAAUGACGAUUGAACAUCAGCAACAGCAGCAACUACAUCGUAUAAAUUAUCAAACAACAGCAGCAGCAGCAGCAGCAACAACAACAUCAGCGGCAGCAGCAGCAACCUUAAUUAAAGGCAGUAGUGGUGGUGGUGGCCUAGAAACCACAUUAGUUGCAUCACAUAUGACGCAACAGCAAAAUGGUAGUGGCCAACGUGGUAGUGGCGUUGGUGGCCUAUUAAGUGAACAGCAACAACAACAGCACAAUCUCCAACUACAACAAUUGAAUAAUCAUCAUUUAAUUAAUGGCGGCAGUACAGUAGCAACAAACACAACAACAGCAGCAGCAACCGGAAGUAGUGGUAGCAGUCUUGGCUCCUCAAGUAAUAACAGUAAUCAUAGCAACAGUUUAAGUGGCUCGAAUGCCUUUAAUAUCAAUAACUUAAUUACCACACAUUCAACAACAUCUGCAGCAUUAAAUGCCACACAUAAUUUACAAACAUCUUUAGAUUCUCCGACAAAAUUACGCGAAGAAAACGAACGACUAAACACCGAGAUUCACCGUCUACGAAAACUGCUUGAAAACUCUCCCGAAGGUGCGGUGGGUGGUAUAGAUCUUUCCGAUUCAAAUAGCUGUGGCGAUGGACAAUCUACAGACGGCAGUGGUUCUAAUACUCAACAGAGAAUUGAUCGUUUGGAACAGGAAUUACGUUCGGCUAAAAAUCAAUUGAUGUCGCUGCGCAUCGAGAGAAAAAAACUGAGAAGUGAUAAAAAUGAAUUAGUGGGACAAGUAAAACAAUUGUGCGUCUCACUGCAGGAAAAAGAACAAGAACUAAGAGAUUUUAUACGUAACUAUCAGGAUCGAGUAAGAGAAUCAGAAAGCAACAAUGCCAAACUUUCGGGUGAUCGUGAGCGUGAAAGAUGGCAGCUAUUGAAACAGGCCAGAGAUGAAGCUGAACGGUCAUUGGCUUUGGCUCAACAAUUGAGUGCAAGAGAUUUACAGCUGCAAAAACUACAAGAACAAUUACAGAGACAAAUGUCGGGUUGUAUGUCGGAUCAAGAAAGUCUUCUGUCUUUUGCUCCUCUCACACCUCCUUCUGCAGCAUCUGGUUUACUAAAUCAAAUGCCAUCGAGCAGUGCCGGAGUGGUGAAUUAUCGUAACGAUGAUAGCGGGCGUGGCAAUUCAAAUUCUUUGUCGGCCUUUAGUAAUAGUUCGGGUAACACGGCGGGCGAUCGUAAUUCAUGUUCAAAUGAUUCAGUGCUGAGAAAUAACAGUGAUCGUGAGAGUACUGGUGGUGACAUUAACUUUAGUGAUGGUAUAUCUGAUAAUGGUCCCUGCAUUACAGUCGAUCCGGAUAGUAUAUCAUUGGUAUCUAGUCAAAAUAUGUAUCAGUAUGGUACCCCUAAAGAGAGGAGUCCUACGUUAUCUCCAUUAAAUUCAGCUGCAUACUCCAGAUCUGUGGAACAACUGGGCUCUCCUGUUGAUUCUGAUGGCCCUGGAGCUGUUGCUAGAAAAUUUGCUCCAAAAUCUAGCAAUGCUGCCUUAGGUGCACGCAAUGGCCGCGGUGGUACCUGGGGUAGUAUAUCGAGAGUUUUUGCUAGAUCCAGAAAUAAAAAAGCCCUCUCAGCAGAUGGAGCCACCGAAUAUAAUGAUUACUCCUGGAGCCCUCUAUCCGAAGAGGGUUAUGCCGAAAAGUUACGUCUGUUGCGUGAAGCUUCUCUACCCAUGGAAAGAUGGCGUGCCUCACAAGUUUUAGCCUGGCUAGAAGUUGCGCUCGGUAUGCCACAAUACAGCACACGCUGUUCGGAAAAUGUUAAAAGCGGUAAAGUUUUAUUGGAAUUAAAUGACAUAGAGCUUGAAGCUGGUCUUGGUUUAGCCCAUCCUAUGCAUCGUAAAAAGUUACGCUUAGCCAUUGAGGAGCAGAGAAGACCGGAAAUGGUACGUUAUCCCAUGAUAACACAAUUGGGACACACAUGGGUGGCUUCCGAAUGGUUACCCGACAUAGGUUUGCCUCAGUAUGCUGAAUCAUUUUUGCAUUCACUCGUCGACGCGCGUAUGUUGGAUACACUGUCGAAAAAGGAACUGGAGAAAUUUUUGGGGGUGACGAGAAAAUUCCAUCAAGCCAGCAUUGUGCAUGGCAUACACGUUUUACGUAUUGUUAAAUAUGAUCGACAAACUCUGGCUAUGCGUCGUGUACAAUCGGAAAAUGUUGACACAGAUCCUAUUGUGUGGACCAAUCAACGUUUCAUACGCUGGGCUCGUUCCAUUGAUUUGGCCGAAUACGCUGAUAAUCUUAAAGAUAGCGGUGUUCAUGGUGGAUUAGUUGUUUUAGAACCAUCAUUUUCGGGCGAUACAAUGGCAACAGCACUGGGUAUACCACCCUCGAAGAAUAUAAUACGACGACAUUUAUCAACGGAAUUUGAUGCAUUGAUACUACCCGCCAGAGCUACUUUGGGUCAAGGCAUACGUUCCGGUUGUGGUAUUGUACCCAUAACUGGUCCCGGCGGUUUACAACACUAUGGCACAGCCGAUAGACGUUCCAGUGGCAGUUUAAGGAUAUCGGCAUGGAAAGGAUCACAGAGCUCUCUCUCAAAAGCCUUCCGUUUUAACGCAAAAUCAUCCCGCAGCGGUAGCUCAAUUGGCGACCGCACCUCUGUUGGGAACUCCACCUCCCCAACACCAUCGUUUAGCAGCUCAGAAGGCGGCGGAGGAAUUUACGCCACUAUAGGCGGUUCACAUCAUUUUACCCACCAUUUUCCCCCACCUACAACAGCACCACCUCCACCACCCACCCAAAAUUCGCACUAUCAACAGCAGCACUACUAUCAACAACAGCAGCUGCAACAUCAGCAACAACAAAAUUCUGUUGCUGCAGCAACAGCUGCUCAUCGUGUAAGUGCCCCACCCUCAGGUAGUGGUAUUGAAGCCAUAUCAGAUCCAAAUCUACUCUAUGAACAACAUCGACGUGUCAAGAGCAUUAAUGAUAUCGGAGCAACAGCAGCGUCUGCUUAUGGUUCGACUUCAGCUUUGGCACGAGACCGUUUAAGUAGUGGCCUAAACAGUGGUGCGGACUCGGCUAGUAUAUGUAGUGGUCUUAGUGGUACUGGUGCUAUAAUACAUGAAAAUAAUCAUGGUGCCUCGACAGCAUCGUCUAACUCACCCGUAUGAGAAUCAAUUAUAAUGUAAGUUCUCCAUUUAAAACGAGACUUGCAUUUUGCACUAAAAUUUAAUGAAAAGCGAGUGAAUUAAAAUAAAUCUAUAAAUAAUAAUAAUAAAAACCAUAAUUCAACUGAAUACUUUAACUGGAAAUAAAAUUAUAUUGAAAAUGUAGGUUAAAUUAAUUUUGUUUUUUUUAUUUAAUUUAAUUUUCCAUACAAUUUAAUUUAAUUAUAAUGGCAAACACAAACUAUUCAUUAGUUUAAUUAAGUUACAUGUAGUUAGUUUUUACACAAUUACAAAAUAAUUAUAAAAAAGAACCUUUAAUUAAAGAAAUUUAUAUAAAACUGCACUUGCAAAUAAUUAUGCAAAUAUAUAUUUUUUUUUUGUUUUUUGUAUUUUUAACAAAAUUGCUUAUGCAAACUUGCAAUAGUUUGAAAACCCUCUAUGGUGGCAGCAUCAUUAUUUAUUUGCCAAUUAUAAUUCCAAUGAGAGAAAGAGUUAUUUUUGGUUUAAAUGUUUCAAAUAAAUUCCAUAAAUACUUGCAAUUUAUUGUUGUCUCCCUAUUUCACUCUCAAUUAUUCAGAGUUUGGUUAAACACAAGUUCAUUGUUGCGUUUAUUUCAGCAUUAAAUGCUUCAAAUGCCAAAAUAGUUAAUAAUUAGUGUCGUUAUUGUUGUGCUGCAUCUGAUUUGGGUUUUUCAAAAAUAUUUCCAUAGACUUGUGGCAAGUGGGUUUUCAAAAUAACAAUAAAAUGAAUAACUAAUUUUGCGGCUAAUAGUUAUUGGUUGGAAGACAUAUGUAUGUGUAUGUAUGUCAGUGGCAUAAAAGAGUGGUUUCGAUUAAAAUUAUAUAUACAUAAAGAGGCAAGACUAUAGACUGGUCUUUAGACUUGACUAUGAACUAUAGUUCUAACGGCAGAUCAGUCGAUUGUACAGACUAAAUAUCUCCAGAGCUCAGUCAAUAGUUCUUAAUAUAUGUAGUUCAAACCUGCAUAUUGAUAAAUGUACAGUCCUGACUAUAGAUAAGUCUAUAUUUCUCUUUGUAGAUCAAUCUAUAGUUCUGACUAUAGAUCAGUGUAUAGUACCGACCAUAAAUCUGUCUAUAGUCCUGAUCAUUAAUCAGUUAAUAGUCCUGACUAUAGGUCUGUCUAUAGUUCUGUCUAAAGUUCUGUUUAUAGAUCAGUCUGAAGUCCUGACUAUAAAUCAAUUUAAAGUCCAGAAUAUAGAUCAACCUAU
Molecule: messenger RNA, 5288 nt
Organism: Lucilia sericata (common green bottle fly)
Lineage: Eukaryota; Metazoa; Arthropoda; Insecta; Diptera; Calliphoridae
Gene: Liprin-gamma
Product: kazrin
Molecular function (GO): protein binding
Source: RefSeq, a predicted model, not a curated record